This is a messenger RNA of Pseudogymnoascus destructans, 687 nucleotides long. RefSeq lists its product as uncharacterized. The record is from RefSeq and is a predicted model, not a curated record. The transcript is spliced from 6 exons. Lineage: Eukaryota; Fungi; Ascomycota; Leotiomycetes; Thelebolales; Thelebolaceae. Bases 1 to 687 code for a protein of 228 amino acids.
AUGGCGAAACUCAAGGCACAUGAAGAACUCUCCACUAAUGUGAAUACUAUCAAAGCUCGCAACUGCGUCUCCAACCUUACUGAAGAUGAGAAGGCUGUUCACUUAGCACUCAAGGCUGACCAUGCUGAUCUGAGCUACUACUUAAAGAAGUUAUAUAAGUCUGCAAAGUACAAGACACGUCUACAGAAUGAAUUGAAGGUUGAGCGUAUUUGUGUUCGGACUGAGAAGGGUACCCUAUCUUGCAUUGCGAAUCAGAAAGUCAAGAAUAUUAGCGCCUCUUCUUCUCCACAAGCCCCACCAUCUACUCCGCCCAAACAACUUCUGUCUGAGCUUGCUGCAUUUGAGGCGCGAGAUAUUUUAAAUGACGAGGCUGUUCUACCAGAUGAGCUUUCCGAUGAAGAGAUCACUAGCACCCAGGCUCUCUUAACUCAAGCGCACAUUGAUGCCCAUGAAGAGUCCAAUUUCCGCAAGUGGCAACAUUUCUGGGAUAGCUGUAUCCACUCAUAUACGAGAAAGGCUGGAAAGCUGAGAAAGAAGCCUGAGCGUCUCUUUGAGUAUAUGCCGUGGAUUGAUGUAGAGGAAGGCUUCAAAGAGGCGUUCUUACUUGUCUACUCUAAGAAGUUUGAUAAGGAAAAGUGGGCUAAGGUAUCAGCUGCACAGGAUAUGUUGUUCCUGGAGCUAGAGUAG